Messenger RNA from Ceraceosorus guamensis, 4942 nucleotides. RefSeq names its product phospholipid-translocating P-type ATPase. The transcript has 4 exons. Gene Ontology annotation, cellular component: plasma membrane. Lineage: Eukaryota; Fungi; Basidiomycota; Exobasidiomycetes; Ceraceosorales; Ceraceosoraceae. Gene Ontology annotation, molecular function: ATP binding; magnesium ion binding; ATP hydrolysis activity. The coding region runs from base 198 to 4865 and encodes 1555 amino acids. The record is from RefSeq and is a predicted model, not a curated record. Gene Ontology annotation, biological process: phospholipid translocation.
GCAGUCACACCGCCGGCGAUCGCCGUUUGCGCAGAUCAGAAUCUCCACCCAUCACGCCAAACCCAGCGCGCGUCUCAGUUACCUUGCCAGUGGUCUGGCCUACAAUCGAACAGCAGCAGCACCUACUUUCUGCUGCCAAGCUGGCGCAGGCGAGCUUCGAGCGACUCUGACCCUGUAGACGCUGUGGUUGGGUCAGAAUGAGUGCGCAAAGGAGAGGUGGCAAGGGGCAGUCGGCCAAGCUGCCUGGCAAGAAGAAGGAGACGGGGCCUCUGAGCAAGUUUGGCAGCUUCUUCAAGUUCUUGUACCGCAUAGAAACAGAUCCCAGCGUGCUCUUUGCCAAGAAGCGGCCCCCGCCGUGCCCACGAUCUGUUUACUUCAACGAACCGCUGCCUUCGGAGGCGUUCGACAAGAAGAACAAGCCACUCAAGGGCAAGAAUGGCCAGCAUAACUGGACCUACUCCACUAAUCAGGUCAUCACUGCCAAGUACAAUGUUUUCAAUUUCAUCUUCAAAAACUUGUUUGAGCAGUUCCGUCGAAUUGCCAAUCUCUUCUUCCUGCUGGUCGUCAUUUUGCAAUUCUUUCCCAAAUUUGCAACAAUCAGUCCGGGCGUCGCCAUGCUUCCCUUGCUAGCUGUACUUGCAUUCACGGCGCUGAAAGAUGGAUACGAAGACAUCAAGCGUCACCAAUCAGAUCGCAGUAUCAACAGAGCCCGCGUGAGAGUGCUCAAAGGUGGAGGAUGGACCAACCCGAACGUGAUGGAAGCCAAAGAGAAGAGCGUCUCGUCCGCAUGGAAGGUCUUCUAUGAUGGAUGGCUAGGCGGCAAAGCUCGACAAAGUAAAAAGCUGGCUGAACAAGAAGCCGCGCGAUCAGCGCAACCAGCUGCGAACGGUGCCGAACCUUCCGCACCUCCAGCCGACGCUCCUGGUGGCGGUGCCGCCCCGGAGCCACUGUCGACGACUGGAGCGGGGACUGGUCGCAACGAGUCAUCGCUUGACCUUCCUGCUCAACGACCUUUGCACCAAAGAGCGAUGACGUCUGCCAGCUCAUUGGGCCUUCAAGGUGGCUCGCAUGUUCGAAGACAGACGUCUAUCGGAGUCAGCGCCUUCGACAGUCAGUACGAAACGGGACCUGACGGCAGGGUCAGGUACCAAGGCAGGGUGCUGACGGAGAAAGAAGAGGCCGAAUUCUACGCGAAGAAGGCUCCGCGCUGGAAGAAGCAGAUGUGGGAGGACCUGGCCGUUGGUGACUUUGUCCUGCUGAAGAACAACGAGGCCAUUCCGGCAGACAUUGUGAUUUGCUCGACCAGCGAGGAGGAGGAUGCGUGCUUUGUUGAGACGAAAAACCUGGAUGGGGAGACCAACCUCAAGUCGCGCCACGCUGUUCCGGAGCUUGCUCAGACCCUGCGCACCGCCCAAGACUGUGCUCGCGCGCUUAUGCGCGUCGAUGGCGAGCCUCUCGACACGAACAUGUACCGGCUCAAUGGCUCAGUGGUGCUUGGCGACCGUUUCGAUCGCGAUGGACAACCUUUGCGCUGCCCAGUCACGCUCAACCAGUGCCUGCUGCGCGGCACUGUCUUGAGAAACACUUCUUGGGUUAUCGGUGUCGUCCUCAUGACCGGCUUCGACACGAAGAUCAUCGCGAACUCGGGCAACACACCAAGCAAGCGUGGCAAAGUCGAGAGGCAAAUGGAGCCGAUGGUAUUUGCAAAUUUGGGUCUGCUGGCUAUCAUUGCCAUUGCCUGCGCGAUCGCAGACGCUCGUAUCGAGAAUUACUUCUUCGAUCGCGCAGCUUAUUGGGAAUACCUUGCCAUCUUUAGCGACGACAAUCCUGACCUCAAUGGUCUCGCUACAUUUGGUAACGCCCUCAUCACCUUCCAGAACAUUGUGCCGAUCUCGCUCUACAUUUCCAUCGAGGUUGUGCGCACGUUGCAAGCGUACUUCAUCUACGAUGAUGCGGAUAUCUACUACGAGCCGACUCUUCGACGCACGACUGCGAAGUCUUGGAACUUGUCGGACGAUCUUGGCCAGAUCCAGUACGUCUUUUCUGACAAGACCGGCACGCUCACUCAAAAUUUGAUGAUCUUCCGAGGCUUCGCCGUCGGUGGCAUCACUUAUCAUGGCGAUGCGCCUAGCGCUGCUGAAACGGAUCGGUCGGACAGCGUCGCCGAAAAGGAGAAGGAACUCAAAGCAAGUGAUUCAAGUGACUCUUCGACUUCUCAGCUCGAUCCCAAACGCAAGCGCGUCAAGCCACGGAAUGAGGGGGUUCCGCCAUUCCGUGACAGCAAGUUGAAGGAGGUUUUGCAGGAUGAACACAGCGAGCAAGCGCAGCUUCAAGGUCUAUUCUGGCGUUGCUUGGCUCUUUGCCACACUGUCCUCACGUCAGAAGACCCCGAGACCGGCGUGCUUGAGUACAAGGCACAGAGCCCGGACGAGCAAGCUUUGGUCCAAGCGGCUGCCGAGGUUGGCUUCGUCUUCGUAGGCAAGGAUCGCAACACGCUUACCAUCCAGACGCCUUGGUCCCUCGACCUGGAGCAAUACGAGCUGCUGACUGUGCUAGAAUUCUCAUCGGCAAGAAAGAGAAUGAGUGUGAUUCUACGCCGCCACUCUGACAAUGCCAUCCUUCUCUUCACGAAGGGAGCAGACAGCGUUAUUUUUGAGCGCGCGCGAGAGGGUCAGGAAGCCAUCAAGGCCAACACCGACACUUCGCUGGAAGAGUUCGCAAAUAAUGGCCUGCGCACGCUUUGCCUUGGGUAUAAACAAAUCAGUCAGCACGACUAUGAAGAGUGGGCACACCUCUACCAUGACGCGUCCGUCGCUCUCGAGCGGCGAGAAGAGCGAAUGGAAGAAUUGGCCUCGGAAUUUGAGCGCGAUUUGGAGCUCCUAGGAGCCACAGCUAUCGAGGACAAGCUUCAAGACGGGGUACCCCAGACAAUCGCUGACUUGAAGCGAGCAGGAAUCAACGUCUGGGUAGCUACUGGAGACAAGCUGGAGACCGCCAUCGCGAUCGGCUACUCCACUAUGCUCUUGUCAAAAGACAUGAAUCUCAUCGUCGUGCGAGGUGGAGAAUAUGGACAGCCGAACUCUGCUUACGAUCAAAUGAGGCGGGCAAUCGAGCGCUUCUUCGGCGGCAAGGAAGCUUUGCAGUCAAUGACGACUCGGCCGCCUGGCGAGGAGGAGGAGGGUGCUAGCCAGCACAGCAGGCGCUCCUCUCGAAUCAGUAAUGCUCGGCCGUCCUUCCAGAGCCGACGCAGCCAGGUCUCCCUCGUUGGCGAGGACAAUGGUCAACGUCAAGGCGGCUUCGCCCUCGUCAUCGAUGGCGCCGCGCUAGGUCACGCCCUCUCUGAAGAAUUCAGCAAGGAGCUGCUUCUGAAGCUGUCCACGCAGUGCAAGGCCGUCAUUUGCUGUCGUGUGUCGCCUUUGCAGAAGGCGCUGAUCGUUAGACUGGUCAAGGACGGUCUUAAAGUGAUGACACUUGCGAUUGGCGAUGGCGCAAACGAUGUGUCGAUGAUUCAGGCCGCCCACGUUGGCGUGGGCAUUGCAGGAGAAGAGGGACUGCAAGCUGUUAACAGCUCGGAUUACGCCAUCGCGCAGUUCAGGUUCUUAAAACGCUUGUUGCUUGUGCAUGGGCAUCAGUCGUACUACCGCAAUGGUACUCUGAUCUGCAACUUUUUCUACAAGAACAUUGUCAACAUUGGUUACCUGUUCUGGUUCCAAAUCUACUGUGCUUGGUCAACAACUCAAGCCGUCGACUACGUGUACCUGCUAUUCUGGAACGCAGUCUGGACAGUGGCCCUGGUCAUCGCUAUGGGUGUCUUCGACCGACCGAUAUCUGACCGCGUUCUGAUGGAGGUGCCAGAACUGUACAAGCGCAGUCGUGUAGGAGGCUACUUCGGAUUCAAGCGUUUUGCGCUCUUCCUGCUGGACGCCACCUACCAAUCUGUGGUUCUGUUCUUCUUUGUCACCUAUACCUACGACACGACCACUGCGCGCACAGACGGCUACGACAUUCAGCUGUACGAAUUCACAACGACGAUGGCGCAAGCCUCAGUCCUUGCAGCAAACUUCUACACCAUACUUUGGUCCAAUGCCUGGACUUGGUGGCUUGUAUGUGCUGCGUGGUUUGGGCCGGUCAUCUUCUUUGUCUUCGCACCCAUCUACGCCGCACUGCCUCCCACGCUCAACUGGUCAUACUCUUACGGCAACAACCACUAUCUGUACUACUCAGCCUACUAUUGGUUUGCUGGCUUCCUCACCGUCUUCCUCUGCAUUAUCCCUCGAAUCAUCUUGCGGCAUGUUCGCGAGGUCUAUUACCCUCACGACAUGCAAGUUUUGCGAGCGAUCGACAAGUACGAUCCGAAGCACGACUACAUUCACGAUCCGGGAAUGCCCGCCAGGCGUGCUGCAGAGGAGUACGGCGUCGCAUUGCCCGAAGCUGCUCCUCACUCGGCCGCGUACGGCGGUCAAGGCGAUGUGGAAGCAUCUUAUCCCAUGCACGCCCUUCAGCCUACUCAGAGCCGCGCCUCGAGCACGCAUUACGAUAUGCUGACCGGCGAGCAGAGACCAGGGCGCGGCUACGGCUUCUCAGCUUCAGAUCCGGAACCGCGGAGCAAGCCCAAACGCAAGCUUACGCUCAAGGAGCGUCUGAUUCCCGGUUCCGUUAGGAGACGGAAGGAACGAAGGGCACUGGGAACCAUUCAGGCCGAGCGCGAGGAUGGUCUGGAGGAGGAGGAAAGACAAGAUGUAGAUGAGUCGGGUGUACCUGCCGAUAGGAGGGCGCAGGGUCCUGGGCCCGAAGACGACGACGAAGCGCACUUGGACCCGCAAGACGACACGCAGACGACUCCUGCGACACAACCCGCCAGAUAAACAGGCUGAAGGUGGACAAUUCUUGCGUCUCAUCCCGAAAUUUAGUCCUUUGACCUCCCAACCUUCCUUUUUUGCAG